AUGAACACACCUCUGGCGAUGCACCAUCAUGGUGCUGGUGGAGGCGGUCAGUGCUCGCAUCGUCCUCUGAUCUCGCAGUAUAGAUGUGUCGGGGCUUCGACAUCUUUACCUUCACACUUUGUGCAUAACGAGUUCACCUUCGAGGCACACAUCAAGGCCAACCUGAAUGUCAAGCUUGACAAUGACGCACAGCUCUGUCCAGACUAUGCAGAGCGGCUGCAGUGUGCUCGCGGAGCGUCGUGUCCAAGGAGACAUGUCAAGCCGAGUCACCUCAACUUUCUGCCCGCCGGAUCAACGGCGCUUCGAGAUGCCAACAAGCGAACCGUAUGCAAGCAUUGGCUUAGAGGUCUUUGCAAGAAGGGCGACCAAUGCGACUACUUGCACGAAUACGAUAUGCGAAGGAUACCCGAAUGCCGCUUCUAUGCCACCUUUGGCUUCUGCAACAGCGGCGACGAUUGUCUCUACCUUCAUGUCCACCCGGCCAUCAAGCGCCGAGAAUGCGAAAAGUACAACCGAGGCUUUUGCCCCAAAGGUCCCAACUGCCCCAAGAAACACAUUCGACGUGUUGCAUGUCCACUCUACUUGGCUGGCUUCUGCCCGCAAGGCCUCGAAUGCCCACGCGGACACAUCAAGAGCACACCGCCCUCAAGCGCAUCAUCCUCCAACUCGCCCAUCUUGACACAUCGUCCAUUGACAGCAGCAGAAGCCUUUGGUUCUGCAGGCGGACGUGACGACUAUCCAGAAGGCGGACGACCGCAACGUGGUGCACCCGGACGAUACGGUCUGCCUGCAGCUGGAGCAGCUGGAGCAGCAGGAACAGGAGCAGCAGGUGCAGCAGGAGCAGCAGGAGCAGCAGGAGCAGCCGGUGGUUUUGGAGCGCGUGGUGCAGCUGACCGAGCCGGGUCUGGACAGAUGCCGUUCGGCAGCAACAACAUGCAAAGAAGAGCAAACGCUGGAUUCGGUGGAGCAGCAGGAGCUCCCAACGCUUUCGGUGGUGGCGGCGGUCCAAUCGGAGGAGGCGCACCACCUCAAGGAGGCCAAGAUGGCGGCCGUGGUCCCUGGAAGAAGGAUCUGUCCGAAGUCUUGUGCUUCAAAUGCGGAGACUAUGGUCACUUUGCCAACAUGUGUCCUAAUCCCAAUCGACCAGGUAAUCGUGGUGGAAUGGAACGUGGAGCUGGAGGUCAAGCACGCCAACGUGAUCGACCAAGGCCAUAUUGA
Messenger RNA from Ustilago hordei, 1218 nucleotides. RefSeq lists its product as uncharacterized. Lineage: Eukaryota; Fungi; Basidiomycota; Ustilaginomycetes; Ustilaginales; Ustilaginaceae. The record is from RefSeq and is a predicted model, not a curated record. The coding region runs from base 1 to 1218 and encodes 405 amino acids. Gene Ontology annotation, molecular function: RNA binding; zinc ion binding. The transcript has 2 exons.